AUGACGAAUUUAGGAAUAGAAAGUGCAAUUUUGUUGUUAUGUGUUAUGAUGAUGUAUAGCAUUAGCAGAUCGGCACCUGUUCCUUCCGAAGACACACUCGUCGGAGUUUCCCCUGAAGAUGAAAAUUAUUACAGAGGAUGGUCAUCUUCUGGUACCGUAAAAUGCAAAGAUGGAUCAAAGAAAUUUAGCAAGUCUCAGUUCAAUGAUGACUUUUGCGAUUGCUCUGACGGCUCGGAUGAGCCGGGAACAUCUGCUUGCCCCAAUGGGAAGUUCUAUUGUAAGAAUGCAGGACAUGUUCCACUGUUCUUAUAUUCUUCUAGGGUCAAUGAUGGUUUGUGCGAUUGUUGUGAUGGGAGUGAUGAGUAUGAUGGUAAAAUUAAGUGCCCUAAUACUUGUUGGGAGGCUGGCAAAGUCGCAAGAGAUAAAUUGAAGAAUAAAAUUACAACAUACAAAGAAGGUCUCAUUAUAAGAAGACAGGAAAUUGAACAAGCAAAAUUAGCAAUAGCAAAAGAGGAGGCCGAACUAUCAAUGCUGAAAGAUCAGGAGAAGAUACUCAAGGGCUUGGUUGAACAACUCAAGGAGCACAAAGAAGAGAUAGAAAAGGCUGAGGAAAAAGAACGGUUGCAGAAAGAAAAAGAAGAGCUAGAAAGAAAGGAAGAUGAAGAAUCUAAAUUGAAGCAAAGCAAAGCUGAAGAGAAUGCUGGAAGUGUAGGAGAACCUGAGAAGAAUGAUAUCCAUGAUAAGAUUGGCUCACUAGAUGAUUCUCCAUCUCUACAGGAUAUCGUGGAGGAUAAUCAUAAAUCUGUUGGUGACCCUAAGAUUAGUGAUCAGAGCAACAGAGUCGAACAGGUGAAAGGAGAUUCUCUCCAGGAUACUGAACAGAAUGAGGGAGAUUCAACUGUUGAUGGCGAAGCUGGUCUUGAUACUGGAAAUCAGGAGAAAGAUGUACUUGAAGAUACCGAGUCUUUAUCGCGAGAAGAGUUAGGGCGUCGUAUUGCUUCUCGGUGGACUGGUGAAAUGGCUGAGCAACAAACCAAAGACGUUGAUGCCUCUAAAGAUAAUGAUCCUCAAAACCACGAUGAAACGCUUGACGAUAGCCAUGAUGAGGAAUAUGGUGGCUAUGACUCAGAAGACGUUGAUCAGAGGUAUGAUGAUGAUGAUAACAGUGAAGACCAGUCUGAAGAGUAUGAGGGGGAGGAUCUUGAGGAUUCGAGUUCUUCAUACAAACCUGAGUCAGAUGAUGAAUUACACUUGUCAGAUGUAACUGGUAUGAAUAGCCAAUCGUGGCUGGAGAAGAUACAGCAAACUGUGAAGAGCAUCUUUCAGGCUGUCAAUUUUUUACAAACUCCUGUGGAUAUAUCUGACGCUGCACGUGUACGCAAAGAGUAUGACGAAUCCAGUUCAAAGUUAUCCAAAAUACAGUCCAGGAUAUCAAGUCUCACACAGAAGCUAAAAUAUGAUUUUGGACAUGAGAAGGAAUUUUAUUCAUUCUAUGGUCAAUGUUUUGAGAGCAAGCAGAACAAGUAUGUUUACAAAAUCUGUCCUUUUAAACAAGCUACUCAAGUGGAGGGUCAUAGUACAACUCGUUUGGGGAGCUGGGAGAAAUUUGAUGAGUCCUAUGGAAUCAUGCUAUUUUCAAAUGGAGAUCAUUGCUGGAAUGGCCCAGAUAGAAGCAUAAAGGUAAAGUUAAGAUGUGGUUUGAAAAAUGAAGUUUUAGACAUAGGUGAACCAAGCCGUUGCGAGUACGCAGCGUUGUUGUCUACUCCAGCCUUGUGCGUGGAAGAUAAACUUAAGGUACUGGAAGUUAAACUAGAGACGAUGAACAACGAGCAACCCCAGGUUCACGAUGAGCUUUGA
Fraxinus pennsylvanica is the source of this 1857-nucleotide messenger RNA. Lineage: Eukaryota; Viridiplantae; Streptophyta; Magnoliopsida; Lamiales; Oleaceae. The record is from the annotation of a GenBank genome assembly.